AUGUUGCUGCUAUUGUCCUGGGGAACAAACGCGGCGGAGGACUGUCCAAGCAUGUGUGCGUGCAAGUGGAAAGGCGGGAAGGAAUGGGUUGAGUGUGCGAACCGUGAUCUCAAAGGAUUACCGCAAGGUGCUCGAGAAGAGACGCAGGUGCUCGACCUGUCAGGCAAUCAUCUGAUCAACCUACCAGCGGAAUGCUUUCGCGCCCUUGGUUUGAUCAACCUUCAGCGUCUCUAUCUGGGCAAGUCCCAAAUCAAUCAUAUUGCCUCUGAGGCGUUCGUCGGUUUGGUUGGCUUAGUAGAGCUCGAUCUAUCUGAGAACAAGAUCGAACAGGUGCCUACAGAUACGUUCGCAUCCUAUCCAAGUUUAAUGAGGCUUAUAUUGAAUGGGAAUCCAAUUAGGGAAAUUCGCCAAAAUGCAUUUCUGCGUUUGGUGCAUCUUACUAAUUUGGAGAUCAGUAAGUGCGCGAUAGAGAUUAUCGAGCAGAACGCUUUUGAGGGCCUCCAGUCGCUGGAGUGGCUUCGACUGGACGGCAAUCGACUCACCUACGUGCCAGAUCAUACUUUGCCGCUGGGGGGAAAUCUCAGAGGAUUGACUCUUCACAACAAUCCGUGGCAGUGUGACUGUAGACUGAGAACAAUGCAGGCCUGGUUGAAGGAAUCAGCUCCAGCCGCACCGCAAGAGUCCGAACCCGUCUGCGAUUCUCCAGCGAGACUACAUGACAAACAAAUCAAGAGUCUCAAGAUCAACGAAUUAGCCUGUCUACCGCGUAUCGAUCUUCAAGAUCAUUUAGAGAUUUCCGAGGGCGGGAAUGUCACUUUAAGAUGCGAUGUUCAUGCAGUUCCGACUGCUAAGGUCACUUGGUGGUUCAAUGGAGAACCAUGUGAGCUGCAACAUGAAAACAAUUCCAUGGCUAGCAGUAUUUCUACAUUUCCAAGGUAUAUCUAUCGACAACGAGGCGGGACCAACAUGAGCAGCACGCUGUUCCUUUACUCGGUCGAGUCACUCGACGAGGGCACCUACAGCUGUAUCGCAGAAAACGGUGCUGGUUCUGCAGUGGCAAAUCUUUCUCUUCGCGUACUCUUUCGUGAGAAACCCACCGUGGAACCACCCUCCGACGAUUCCAGUUCCGGUUAUUUAGCCGCAAUUGUUGCUGGAGCAUUGGUAGGCACUCUUUUGGCACUGAGCUGUUUGGUAGGUAGCGUGAUAUACUGUGCGAAGAAGCGGCGUCACGAUCGGAAGCGCAAUUCGAAGACGUUGGUGACGCAGAGCAAGUCGGUGCUGCCAAUCACGAAGGAUACUACUAGCAGUUCCUGUCGGAAAGGUAACGGUAGCCUGAUAGGUGGUCUUGAACAUCAGCAGAUGGUUUCGUAUACCGAACGUGAGAUUAACCGUGCGGCUACUUUGGAACGUCGGGAACACACCAGGAACAAUCAUUUAGAUCGGGAUGCGUAUUCAGUAACGAGUCCAGUUGCCAAAUAUUUAACCGAACCUGAUCUAAUUAAUGAGGUACCCGAGAACACUGAGGUUGGCUAUGGUCAAUUGUACGGACGACAUCAUCCGCGUGCCGGCGGUGUUGACCGGCAGAUCUUGGAGUACGACUCGGGCUAUCCACUGCAACCCGAUCUGCGACCGCCGCCGGUGCUACCGCAGAUGAGUUACUUGGAUCAGGAUGGUUAUCCACUCAAUUUUGGCCUGCCCAAGAUUACCUUUAGUACUGCUAGUACUCUGCCCAGACUCCGACAACGUAUGUCGGAGCCAGGCUCAGCAGCUGCGCCGGCGGCUAGAUAUUCACGCGAGGCGGAAUUCCUCGCAAGAUCACCGGGAUAUGAUCCCAUUUUACCGCGAACCGACGCUAGGUACACCGCCGAGGUAUCACCUGUCGCUGUUUUUCCAGAUGUACCUUUUAUACCAUCACCUCCUGCUGCUUAUAGAGGCGAAACCACUCCGUUAUCUCCACGGUCCCUUCUCGGCAAAACUGCUCGCGAGGCCGCGGCUGCUGCUGCCGCGAGAGCGGAGGAGAUGCAACCUCCGAAUCAUCCGGAAAGUCCUGAUGAAGGUUACGUAGGGGACGCUAUGGAUGUCUGAGGAAUCCGAU
This is a messenger RNA of Cyphomyrmex costatus, 2095 nucleotides long. Its product is annotated as leucine-rich repeat-containing protein 24. Lineage: Eukaryota; Metazoa; Arthropoda; Insecta; Hymenoptera; Formicidae. Bases 1 to 2085 code for a protein of 694 amino acids. Gene Ontology annotation, molecular function: protein binding. The record is from RefSeq and is a predicted model, not a curated record. The transcript is spliced from 3 exons.